CUAGAAAAAAGUAAUAUGACUUCUCGUCCUUAAUCCUAAAUUCAAUGUGAAAUUCGAUUCUGGAAAAAGGCAAUAUGACUUCUAGUCCUAAACCCAGGUUGAUCCUAUAAAUAGGAGCACAGCCAACGAUGGUGGAGGCACGCCAUCUUUCGAUUUCUAUUCUUCUGUUGUUUUUCAUUCUGAAAUCAGCUAGCACCAUGGAAACCCUAGAAGGUUUGAAGCACGCACUUAAGCCUAUUAGAAUUGUGCCUAAAGAAGGUGAUGAAAAGGGAAUGGUGGUUAAGCGUCAUGAUCAGGAAGAUCAUCAGCCAUUGAGUCCAAUGGCUUGUUUGUUUCAUGAACCUGACUGCAAUCUCUAUGUUAUCGCCAUGAUAGGCUCGAAAACUCGCAUCGACCCUGACGUGGUUAAAGCCAACCUGGUGCAUAGUCUCCUUAAACACCCUCGUUUCUUUAGUCUGCAGGUUAUGGAGGAGGAAAAGGGAGGAGAGAUGAAAUGGGUUCCGACAAAAGUUAAUUUGGAAAAGCACGUUAUAGUUCCAGACAUGUGUUCCGACAUGGAAACAUCAUCAGACAAGUACGUGGAAGACUACAUUUGCAACCUCACUAAAACAACCCUAGACUUUUCCAAGCCAUUAUGGGACCUUCAUCUCCUCAACGUCAAAACCUCCGACGCCGAGGCCGUCGCCGUUUUCAGGAUUCACCACUCCCUCGGCGAUGGCACGUCUCUCAUGUCUCUUUUACUUGCAUGCACACGCAAAGCCUCGGAUCCCACGGCUCUGCCUUCGGUUCCCAUGAUGAAGAAACCAAAAUCAUCGGCUGGGUCUGGAAAGUGGUGGAAGGCUUUCAGACUGGUUUGGAAUACGAUCAUCGAUGUUUUGAUGGUGAUCGCCACAGUGUUGUUCUUGAAGGACAGAGACACGCCUCUUAGGGGUCCGCCCAAUGUUGGAUCCACAGGACGGAGAAUUAUUCACAGGACGAUUAGUCUGGAGGAUGUUGUGAUGAUAAAAAAUGCAAUGAGCACUACUGUUAAUGAUGUUAUGGUGGGAAUCACACAGGCUGGUUUGUCUCGGUACCUCAAUAGGCGAUAUGCUGAAGGCAAGAAGAAUAAAGGGGCAACAGAGAAGAAAAAUAAUCUUCCCAAGAACCUUUCUAUCAGAGCAACUCACUUCAUUAACAUAAGACCAUCUGCAGGGAUCCAUACCUUAGCUGAAAUGAUGGAGAAAGGCUCUGAAGCAAAAUGGGGCAACUGGAUUGGCUAUGUCCUUCUCCCUUUAUCCAUUGCAUUACGAGACAAUCCUUUAGAUUACAUUCAAAAAGCUAAGGAAGCUAUGGAUAGAAAAAAAGCCUCUCUUGAAGCUCUCUAUAUACAUUCCAUGGCUAAGUCAAUUCCCAACUUAUUUGGCACUAAGACUGGAAGUGUUCUAUGCCUCAAAGUCCCCUCUCGUACGACAAUAUGGUUCUCAAAUGUAGUUGGACCCCAAGAAGAAAUUGCCUUCUUUGGCCAUCCAAUAGCCUACAUUGCUCCAAGUUGUUUUGGUCAACCCAAUGCAUUGAUGAUUCAUGUGGUGAGCUAUGUGGAUAAAAUGAAUAUCAUUCUAUCAGUUGAUGAAAGUACAGUCCCUGAUCCUCACCAGCUGUUUGAUGACCUUGAAGAGUCUUUCAACCUCAUCAAGAAUGUUGUGAUGGCUAGAGACUAAACUCCACAGAAUGUCAUGUAGCAAGGGCUAGGGUCAAUGUAAUUAAUAUAUAUAAUGUUCUGAAAUCAUUGUCUUAAGGUUCCUGCAAUAAUGAUGUUGUAUUAGAUGGCUCUCUACUAAAUAAAAAUGCCUCUCUACUGUAUUUUUAUCUUAAUUCAAGUUCAUAUUUUUUGGACUUUA
Molecule: messenger RNA, 1877 nt
Organism: Vitis vinifera (wine grape)
Lineage: Eukaryota; Viridiplantae; Streptophyta; Magnoliopsida; Vitales; Vitaceae
Product: wax ester synthase/diacylglycerol acyltransferase 5
Exons: 7
Coding region: 129-1697 (522 amino acids)
Biological process (GO): triglyceride biosynthetic process
Cellular component (GO): plasma membrane
Molecular function (GO): diacylglycerol O-acyltransferase activity; long-chain-alcohol O-fatty-acyltransferase activity
Source: RefSeq, a predicted model, not a curated record